UAUUUAAAAAUCACUUUCGUUACGAAUAAAAUAUCACUUUGAUUAAUAUGGUUGUAAAAUUUGAUAUCCUGUUUGAACAUGAUUCAGGAGUUUAUUUUGCUGGACAAGAGCUGAAAGGGAAGGUUGUUAUACAUCUUAACAAACCGAAAAAAGUGAGAGGACUUGAGUUACGAAUAAAAGGUUUUGCUGCAGUAAAAUGGUCGGAAUCUGGAAGUGACAAUAAUUCUACAUAUUACGACGGAAAAGAAGACUACAUAAAAACAACAACUCAUUUAGUUGCUGCAAGUGAUUCAACUGUAUUGGAUCCUGGCACACAUACCUUUAAUUUUACUUGUCAGUUAUCUCCGCUUUGUCCGUCGUCUUUUGAAGGUAAAUAUGGCCACAUAAGAUAUACAGCAAGGGUAGUCCUAGUACGACCGUGGAAAUUUGAUCAAAAGUACACAAAAGGUUUUACUGUUUUGGCAUUAGUGGAUCUUAAUCGUAUUCCAACUAUUAGACUUCCAUUUCAUAUGAACAUAUCGCGAACCUUCAGGUGUUGGCCAUUAUCAACUGGAGACUUGAGGGUAACAUUAGACAUGCCUCAGAGUGGUUAUGUCCCAGGAGAAUGUUUGCCUUUAAAACUUUUGAUUGACAAUAAAAGUAAUGUAGCCGUGGUGUCUAUCAAUACAAAGUUACGCAUGAUCAUUAAAUUUAGCAGUCAACAUCCAAGUAAAAAGACAAAUAAAGAUAAAAUAUCAAUAGCAAAACUUUAUGGUGAAGGCGUGAGGAGUAAAACAAAAAAGGAGUUUAAUUAUCGGAUAAAUAUACCGGCAACACCGCCAACAUCAUUUGAUCGUUGUGGUAUUAUUAAUAUUAUGUAUGAGCUGAAUGUUGAAAUAGCAUUGAGUGGUUGGAAUCUUAAGGAAACAUUGUCUGCACCCGUGGUUAUAGGUACUGUACCAUUUAGUAGCAGCAGACAACAACAGCCAACAACGAGCAGAGCUGUUGAACAACGAAAAAUGGAAACAUAUUUUGGUGAUGAAAGACAACCUGAACCGUUAAAAAUCGUAAGGAGUGAUGAAACACCACAGGAUGAUAGUCAAACACCAUGGGGAGAAUCGCCACCACCUACUUAUGAGACAGCAAUGCACAUGAUGGCAGGAAAAAUUAACCAAGAAGAACAAAACGAUUAUGGACCUUUGGAAUUUUCGCCAAGAUAUCCUGUGUUUAACAUACCGCGAAAUACCUAAUUAUUUCGCGGUAUGAUAUACUAAUUUGUUAUUCAUAUAAAAGUUGUUUAAAUUUUUUUUUGAUAUUAAUCUUUUUUAAUUAAUUUAUU
Molecule: messenger RNA, 1318 nt
Organism: Teleopsis dalmanni
Lineage: Eukaryota; Metazoa; Arthropoda; Insecta; Diptera; Diopsidae
Product: arrestin domain-containing protein 17-like
Exons: 6
Coding region: 48-1229 (393 amino acids)
Biological process (GO): protein transport
Cellular component (GO): cytoplasm
Source: RefSeq, a predicted model, not a curated record